CGCCCUGGGCCCCCGUAUUGAGCCGUCCCGAUCUCUCGUCUCCUUUGAGCGUGUACCAAGCUGCCGAGGUAAAUGCUACCGGGCACCAUGACUUUGGUACUUUUGAGCAUCAGUUUCCUAUCUACUAUCCAUCUCAAUGAGCCCCAAUCCGGAUCCUACAUACUUCACAACAGAGUUUACUUAAAGUGUAACGUAUAUCGGACAACAAGUCACUCAUCUGUUGUUACUAGAAGAGGAUUGCUUAGAUGCUGUCACAGAGAGAAAUCGUGGCCAGACGUUGCCGGCGCCUGAAGCUUCGAAUUCGAGGUCACACAUUCACAAGAACAUGAAAUUUCAAGCUUGAAAGCUCGUUUCAUU
Messenger RNA from Desarmillaria tabescens, 357 nucleotides. RefSeq lists its product as uncharacterized. The record is from RefSeq and is a predicted model, not a curated record. The coding region runs from base 73 to 291 and encodes 72 amino acids. NCBI's taxonomy places the organism in Eukaryota, Fungi, Basidiomycota, Agaricomycetes, Agaricales, Physalacriaceae. The transcript has 2 exons.